AUGACUCCGGAAAUGCUGAUCUACCGAACGAGUCUCUUCCACAAGCCGUCGCCUUCCACCAAUCCCAUAAUAACCAGGACCAACGCUGCAGAGAUACCCAUUGAGUGCCACUACCCCAGGUGAGGAAGGCUGCCAGUUGGGUGUGGGGUGAAGCAAGGCUUUUUUCACCUUAGCAAGCCCUUGGCUUUUGUUCGUAGUCUCGCAGAAUUGUAGGGUGCAGUGGGCCCUCCGGGGGUCAUCCAAACCAACCCCCAUCAAUGCCAGAAUCGUAGCUAACAUAGCGCCGCUUCAUGGGUAGGAGAGGGUCUGGAGAAUUGCUCCUGUGCCUUUAAAAGAGCGGUAGUUAGGCAGAAAUCCAACAGGUGAAGUUCUUCCCCCCAAUUUGCGGUCCUUCGUCUCUCUGGGACUGCGGUUUUCUUCAGCCUCCGUCAGUGCAUAAGGCCUGAACCAGGCAGAGGGCCUUCUCGGUGGUGGCGCCCUGUGGAACGCCGUUCCACCAGAUGUCUAGGAAAUAGACAACUAUCUGACUUUUAGAAGACACCUGAAGGCAGCCCUGUUUAGGGAAGCUUUUAAUGUCUGAUGUUUUACUGUAUUACAGAUUGAGGUUGAAUCCUGACAAGACAGAAGUACUGUUUUAGGGGGACAGGAGGCAGUCAGGUGUGGGGGACUCCCUGGUCCUGAAUGGGGCUACUGUGCCCCUGAAGGACCAGGUGCGCAGCCUGGGAGUCAUUCUGGACUCACAGCUGUCCAUGGAGGCGCAGGUCAGUUCUGUGUCCAGGGCACCUGUCUACCAGUUCCAUCUGGUACGCAGGAUGAGACCCUACCUGCCCGCGGACUGUCUGGCCAGAGUGGUGCAUGCUCUGGUUAUCUCCCGCUUGGACUACUGCAAUGCGCUCUACGUGGGGCUACCUUUGAAGGUGACCUGGAAACUACAACUAAUCCAGAAUGCGGCAGCUAGACUGGGGACUGGGAGUGGCCACCGAGACCAUAUAACACCGGUCCUGAGAGAUCUGCAUUGGCUCCCAGUACGUUUCUGAGCACAAUUCAAAGUGUUGGUGCUGACCUUGAAAGCCCUAAACGGCGUCAAAGGCCCAGUAGACCUGAAGGAGCGUCUCCACCCCCAUCGUUCUGCCCGGACACUGAGGUCCAGCACCGAGGGCCUUCUGGCGGUUCCCUCCCUGCGAGAAGUGAGGUUACAGGGAACCAGGCAGAGGGCCUUCUCGGUGGUGGCGCCCUCCCUCCCAUCAGAUGUCAAGGAAAUAAACAACUACCAAACUUUUAGAAGACCUCUGAAGGCAGCCCUGUUUAGGGAAGCUUUUAAUGUUUAAUAGGUUAUUGUAUUUUAAUGUUCUGUUGGAAGCCGCCCAGAGUGGCUGGGGAAACCCAGCCAGAUGGGCGGGGUAUAAAUUAUUAUUAUUAUUAUUAUUAUUAUUAUUAUUAUUGAUUUAUUCUGGUGCUCUUGGGAGUUGGGAGCUGCCUCCCAUCAACCCCUGCCAGCCUGCUGCAUGAUGGGAGUUGUAGUUCAGGCACAUCCAAUGGGCUACAAUUCCCAAAGUACCCUGGGCAAGAGGUCUUGAUAGUUAAAGCACUCUGGGAAUUGUAGUUCUGAGAGAGAGAGGGUUCUUUCUCCUAACAUCUCUUGGCCCCCUUAGCAAACUACAACUCCCAGGAUUCUCUGGGGGGAAGCCUGGAUGGUUUAAAGUGAUCCGAUACCUCUUUAAAUGUCUGUGGAUGGAGGCCUUUAGCUCCUCCCAUUAUUGGCUGUGGCUCCUCCCACUGUGGAGGAUCCCUACCUCCUGCCCUGCCAACCCCCUAGAUGUCUGGGAGCAGCGAGGAGUAAUGGGCGGAGCAGGAAGCGAUUUCUCGCUGCCGAGGGUGGCGGGUCAGUCUGGAUGGCAUCUAGGUGCCCCACGGUCAUUGGACUGAGUUCUCAGCUGCUUGUCUCCCUGUUUCCAGGAAAGGCAACGUCUCCAGUCUGGCCAUCCAGCCCACCUGGGCUCCCUUCAGGUCCACCGUGUCGGCCGAAGCGAGGCUCGGGUUCUCGUUGCGACUCAUGAACGGUAAGGAAAAGGGUGGAUUCGGGGUGUGGGAAGGGCCUAGCUCAAAGCCCCCAAACCCGUCCGGUUAGGAUCCAGGGCUGCUGAGCACCAGGGCUUAAAGGAUGCAAAUUUCCCCUUAGCCCAAGUCCCCUGCCUCCAACAGGGGACAGCCAGAUAACCCCCAAAGCCCGCAGACGUCGCUGCGGUUCUCUGUCUCUGAAAAAUGGAGUUUCUGCUUGGCUGUUCUGGCUAAUAGCUCUUGAACGCAGGAUAGCUACGUAGGCCAAGGUUGCGGGUUCAAACCCUGCAUGAAACAGCUGCAUAUUCCUGCCUUGCAGCGGGUUGGUCUGGAUGACCCUCGGGUCCCUUCUUCUUCACAAGCUUUGUUUAGCUCUCUCACUCCUGAAGUUCCUAACCUUUGCUGCUGUUAGGGCAGCAAAAUUGUUUUAUGAAAUGCUGGCUUCUUUCCUGAAGCCGGUAGAAAAAAGACAGUCACGGAACCGCGAAAUUACACAAAACAGAUGAAAUGCCAUGAAAAUCCCUGAAACGAGAAGUAACCGACUAGAAAUAUUAUCUUCUAGAAUUAAACUAAAUAACAAAAAUCAAAAAGUUUAAGGAAAAAAUUAGAAAAACCUAGAACUGAACAAAGCCUUAACGGGACGCCGGGUACAAACCUCGUUUCACUGAACUAUUCAGUUUCCUCAGAAGGAAAUAGAGAAAUCAUAAACCUUAAAUGUUUGCGUUAAGUUAUGAAUUAAAAAUCAUUUUAAGUUAGAGCUUAAUAAUUACUUCACUAUUAAUAUACUUCUACUUAAUUGUAUUUCGCUUCAACAAUCACUUUGAUAAAAUACAUAUUUUGCGAUGUGCAAAUGGCUUUUGAUACCUGUUACGUCCAUAAAUUAUUUCCAGUAAUGUUUACUGAUUUUCAUACAACUAUAACACAUACUGUAAAACAAAUAAAACAACAAAAAAGAAGAAAAUAAAGCAAAUAGCAGUAAAAGAUAUAACAUCAAACACAUAAACAAUACAAAUUAAUUAGUUAAACUUCCAACCUCAUAAACAUAUUACUUGACUUCCUCUAGUCCCUGCCACCUGAAUUUCCUUGUAACUAAAUGUAGCAGUUUUCCAAUAUCAUUAUUCAAAAACAAUAUUCCAAUUGUAGUCAAAUUUCUUAACUUUUCUUUUUAGGUCCAUAAAUUACCAUAAACAAAAAAGCGACAAUUUGUUGUUGAACAAAGGACAGCUGGACAUAUAAAGGGCCCCAUUACCUUUGGUAGCUCAGGGCCUCAUCAAUCCUAAAUCUGGCCUUCAGCUCAGUAAGGGACCCUCCCUGCCCAGUCUCAAGUGGCAGGCUGUUCCACAGGCUUGGGGCCACUGCAAUGAACCACGCUGUCAGCAGGAAAAGUUUAUUUCCUUUUCUCUUCUGCUACGCUUGCAAUUAAAAAAAUAAAAAAUGAUUAACGCAUUCAUCCUCUCGCGCCGCCAAGAUGACUGGAGCGGCGAGCGGCUAUCGUCUCGCUUCCAGCUGGGUGAGAUCCUGCACCUGCAAGCCCAAGUCACGGCAGAGAACCACCUUCCCCUAAGGCUCUUUGUGGACAGCUGCGUCGCCAGCCCUGAAGCCACUCUGGGGUCUACGUAUGCCAUUGUCGACUCCAACGGGUAAGGAAAUACCUUGCAUGAGUGUUUUAUUUCGUAAGUUUUAUCGCAGAAUCGUUGGAUUCGAACCCGCAACCCGUUUUGCGCUCUGCCAACUGAGCUAUCCCCAGUCUUGCUUCUAUCCUGAAUACCGUAUUGGCCCGGAUAUAAGCUGCACUUUUUCUCCCCACCCCCAAAAAAUUCCGACCCUGAAAAGUUAUUAAAGCAGGGCUUGAAUUCGCGACCUAACGAAAAAUGGUUUUUUACGAUAUCGCUGCUGGAACAGACAUGCGAUAAAACAGAACAGAAAAAUUGUUUCGUUGCCAAUUUGCGAGCUUGAGUACCUGUGGAAUUGUACAAUUCAAUAGCAUUUUUGAUUUUAGCCGAUUGUACGGUAACUUUUCUGGGCUUGCGAGACCAAAGGCUUAAAUUGGCUCGGAGUUACAAUUCUACCAACUGCAGCGAUUUCGGGAGCCGCUUAUAUUCGGUUAUUCGGAUUGAGAUUAAAUCCUGACAAGACAGAAGUACUGUUUUGGGGGGAUAGGGGGUGGACAGGUGUGGGGGACUCCCUGGUCCUGAAUGGGGCAACUGUGCCCCCGAAGGACCAGGUGCGCAGCCUGGGGGUCAUUUUGGACUUGCAGCUGUCCAUGGAGGCGCAGGUCAGUUCUGUGUCCAGGACAGCUCCAUCUGCGACGCAGGAUGAGACCCUCCCUGCCCGCAGACUGUCUGGCCAGAGUGGCGCAUGCUCUGGUUAUCUCCCGCUUGGACUACUGCAGUGCGCUCUAUGUGGGGCUGCCUUUGAAGGUGACUCGGAAACUGCAACUAUUCCAGAAUGCGGCAGCCAGACUGGGGACUGGGAGCGGCCGCCGAGACCACAUAACACCGGUCUUGAAAGACCUACACUGGCACCCAGGACAUUUCUGAGCACAGAUGGGAGGGGUAUAAAUAAUAAAUUAUUAUUAUUGUUGUUAUUAUUAUUAUUCUCUUUUUUGCGGCUUAUUUGUGGGUGCAGUUUAUAGUCGGGCCAAUACAGUAGCAACAGCAACAACAAUUCUCUGAGCAGUUCACAUACAACGGCAUUACCCUAUUCAUUUAAAAGCAGCCGAAAAAACCAAACAAAUUGGACUUUUAAAAAGAUAAAAUGUCAUAACAUUAACAAAAUACAGGCCAAGUCACCUUCAUUGUCCGGGUGCUGGCUUGCCGAAGCAGAAAAGAGAUUUGAGGAUGCAUCAAGCUGUACAAUGGAGGUGCCUAUCUAAUAUCAAGUGGCAGGGAGUUCCAAAGACCACAUGGGAAACGGAUGAUUAAAGUGCUCCCUGAAUGGGGGGAGACGGGCUGCCCAAAGCCAGGAAUCCCUGUUUCAGCAGCGCUCAGAGCAAAAUCGUUAUUUCCAGUAGCCUCUGAGGCUUUGCUUCUGCUGGGAUUCCUGCCUUGCAGCGGGUUGGACUGGAUGACCUCAGGGGGUCCCCUCCAGCUCCCUCGCUUGGAAACAUAGGAAUAUGCCUUCUGUCUGGCUAGUAAUCUCUUCCCCAGCAAUCUAAAGGCCUCGGGCAGAAAAGCCUCUUCCCCGCUAAGGUCUGUGACUUGGGGGAUAGAGCGUUUGUUUUGUGUGCAGAGAAGGUUCUGGGUUUGAUUCCUGACGGCAUCUCCAGAUAUAUCUGAAGGAGCGUCUCCACCCCCAUCGAUCUACCCGGACACUGAGGUCCAGCACCAAGGGCCUUCUGGCGGUUCCCUCCCUGCGAGAAGCCAAGUUACAGGGAACCAGGCAGAGGGCCUUCUCGGUGGUGGCACCCGUCCUGUGGAACUACCUCCCACCAGAUGUCAAAGAGAAGAACAACUACCAGACUUUUAGAAGACAUCUGAAGGCAGCCCUGUUUAGGGAAGCUUUUAAUGUUUGAUGUAUUACAGUAUUUUAAUAUUUUUUAGGAAGCCGCCCAGAGUGGCUGGGGAAGCCCAACCAGAUGGGCGGGGUAUAAAUAAUAAAUUAUGAUGAUGAUGAUGAUGAUGAUGAUGAUGAUGAUAGGACUUAAACCUCCCAUCAGCACGGUGUGCGGCAAAUGGCGCUUCCUAACACGCCUAAAGAAUCACAGAGGUCUUAUCCAGCCUUCUUUUGUCCUGCAGCUUUGGAAAAAUCCACUCUUUAGCGCUCAAUCGGCACAAACAAGCAAUUCUGGAUUGAUGUUUGCUCUGAUUUAGCACGAAAGAGCAGCUUUUCCCUGGGAAAAGGAAAAAACCCAGUUAAAUCGCAGGGGAAAACCCGAGAAAAUCUCGAUCCUGUAUCCUCAGUGCUGUAUUGUUUUUAACACUCGAUUGGGAGCCGCCCAGAGUGGCUGGGGAAACUCAGUCAGAUGGGCGGGGUAUAAAUUAUUAUUAUUAUUAUUAUUAUUAUUAUUAUUAUUAUCCAAGGAAGGGAAAAGGUAGGUGGGAAAUCUAGUGUAAAGGCUGACCUCGAGGAGUCAUUGGAAACAGAAAUCUGCCAUAAGAAUUUCCUUUCCUUUUCACCCGAAGGGUGGUCAACAAAUUUAAUAAAUUUGAAAUUUAAUAAAUUUAAUAAAUGAAUGAAAACUGGGGGAAACAGUCAACUUUCCACCACCCUCCAGUCCCUAAAGUCAGUGACGAUUUCUCCCUUUGGCGCAGGUGUCUGGUGGACGGGAGGCAAGAGGGCGUCUCGUCUACGUUCCUCGCACCCAGAGUCUCAGAGGAGACGCUACGUUUCACGGUGGACGCCUUCCGGUUUGCCGGGGACUCCAGGAAUAUGGUGAGCAGGUGGGGUUUGGCGGUGUGGGAGGCCUUAUCUGGGCCCACGGGUCUGUGGGAGCAGCGUCCCUAGAGCUUUCGUCCACCUGGCGCUGAUGGGAGUUAUAGUUCAAAGCGCCCGGAGGGCGACAGGAUGGCCUAGGCGGGUUUUGCAAAAUGGACUGCGCUGCCCCCUGGAGGCAGCUGCGUUACCUGCGGGGGUCAGAAAUUGCUUCAACUGGGUUUUUGCAAUUCUUAAAAUUUUUAUUUGUUUUUCUUUUUCAUUCAUUACAUCUCAAAUUUUUAACAUUUACCAUAUAUUCCUUCCUGCCUCCCCUCCUAGGCUUCCCCCAACUUCCGCAUCAGAAAAAAGUUAUUAACAUAACAUCAAACCUAAAGACCUAAAAGUAAAAGCAAAAACACCAUAAUAUUUCUCUAUCUUCUAAACAUUUUCUAAUACUAAUAAUGUGAAUGUUUAUUUAAAUCCUGCCAUCAACUCUAUCGACUUUCUUUGUUUCUGCAAGUAUAAUAUAAAUGGUUCCCAUUCUUUUUCAAAGCCACUGUUGUCGUUUUCUCUUAAUCUGCCAUUUUCCCCAAUUCUGCAAAGUUCAGCAACUCCCUUUCCAUGGAGGCGCAAGUUACAGCAACAGCCAAGGCAACAUUUUUCCACCUUCGCCGCAUCAAGCAGUUGGUCCCUUACCUUUCCCGCCCCGAUCUGGCCACAGUGAUCCAUGCGACAGUCAUCUCCAGGCUUGACUACUGUAAUUCGCUCUACGCGGGGCUGCCCUGGAAGCUGACCCAGAAACUCCAGCGGGUGCAGAAUGCUGCAGCGAGGCUCCUCACGGGGUCUCUGCCAUGGGAGCAUAUUCACCCAGUGCUUUUCCAGCUGCACUGGCUCCCGGUGGAGUACAGGGUCAGGUUCAAGGUGCUGGUUUUGACCUUUAAAGCCCUUCACGGCCUAGAACCCUCGUACCUACGGGACCGCCUCUCCCGGUAUGCCCCACGGAGAGCCUCAAGGUCCAUAAAUAGCAACACCCUAGAGGUCCCGGGCCCUAAGGAAGUCAGAUUAGCCUCAACCAGAGGCAGGGCCUUUUCAACACUGGCCCCGGCCUGGUGGAACGCUCUGCCUCAUGAGACCAGGGCCUUGCAGGAUCUGAUUUCUUUCCGCAGGGCCUGUAAGACAGAGUUGUUCCGCCUGGCCUUUGGCUUGGAGCCAAUUUGAUUCCCUCCCUCUUUUUCUUUUUUCUUUUCCUUCUCCUCCUGCGAUGAGGCUACAUUUUAAUAUUUUAAUGUUGUAUUUUAAUUUUGUUUUUAAGUUGUAAUCAUUCAACUUGUUUUUUUUAUUGCUUGUAAGCAGCUCUGAGCCCGGCCUUGGCUGGAGACGGCGGGGUAUAAAUAAAAAUCAUUAUUAUUAUUAUUAUUCUCUUUUGCAAUUCUGAACGGCUUGAAUUUUAUUGUCUCCCUUAGCGGAUCAUGCGGACUGCUAUUCUGAGUGGUGUGUCUUUUUAUCGGGGAUGGUUUUAUGGAACCAAGUGAAGCUGGGUUGGGGAUCCACUGACUUAAAUGCUAUAUAAAUGGUCUAAACUAAAGAAAUCAAACAGUUGUAGGUUAAAUGGAGGUCCGAUUGGGUCAAGGUGGGUUUGCCGCCUCUCCUGAUGGGCAGCGAUUGCGUGAGUCCCGUGCCGUAUGCAAGCCCUAAAAUUAGAGAGGCAGUGUGGUUCAAUGGUUAGAGUGCCGGACUAGGACACGGGAAAGAGCUGGGUUCGAAUCCCCGCGCCAACUCGGCCAGGAAGCUCGCAGGAUGUGACCCUGGGGGGCGGUCACUGCCUCUCAGCCCCAACUCUAUCCCACGGUGUUUUUGGGUGGGGAUCAAUUGAGAACUAGGGCCUUGGAGACCUGGGUUCGAAUUCCCACGCAGCCAAGAAGCUCACUGGGAGCCGGUUAGCCUUGCUUGCCUCGCAGGGUUGUUGUGGAAAGGGGGAACCAUGCCGGUCUUGUUGAGCUCUUUGGAGAAAAAGGCAGAAUAUUCACGCAAUUAAUAAGGAUGCAACCAGUUGGUUGACACCUGUCGCCACUGUCCCCUUGCUGUUUGCCCAAAAAGCCCUUUUUAACCUCCUGCCUUCUCCCCUCCAGCUGUACGUGAUUUGCCACCUCAAGGUAACGCGAGCCGACCAAACGCCAGAUGUCCGGAACAAGGCUUGCUCCUUCGACGUUGCCAGCAGCACGUGAGUCGCUUGUGAGACGCACAACACAUUCCGCCCCCCCUUUUCACUGUUUACAGGGCCACCUCUCCUGGUCUGCCCCGUGGAGGACAUUAAGGUCCAUGAAUAACCAUAGUUUAGAGGGCCCUAAGGAAGCCAGACUAUCCUCCACCAGGGCCAGGGCCUUCUCAGUGGUGGCUCCGACCUGGUGGAAUGCUCUGUCCCAGGAGACCAGGGCCCUGCAGGAUUUAACCUCCUUCCGCAGGCCCUGUAAGACAGAGCUAUUCCGCCUGGCCUUUAAUUUGAACUUAACCUGAUCUUUUAUUCCCCUUCCUUCCCUUUUUAUAAAGAUUUUUAUGGGAUCCCACAGCUAAUUCUCCUCUGGUCUCCUCGCUGGCCCAAAUAGGACUAAUUCAGCCAGCUAGCCCUGGUGAUCAUCUCGUGUUUAUUGGAUGGAUUCCCCCUUGAAACUGAUUUUUGAAUUCUGAAUUUAUUGUUGUUUACGUUUUAUACUGUAUUUUAUGCUGUUUUUUGUUGCAUCAAUUAAGUGUUUCAAAUUUCUUUCAUGCUCUCUCUGUUUCUCCCCAAAGCUGGCUUCCUGUCGAGGGACCUCGAAGCAUCUGCAGCUGCUGCGAGGCGAGGAAUUGCGACCAGGUGCCGGCAGAACAGGCCCCCAGCUUCCUUCCCAGACCCCGAGCCGUGGAGAUGAGCUGGCAAAGAAGUCUACCAGGUGAAUGGGUUUUCUGAAGGCUCGGAGGUCGUCUCCUCCAGCCCUGCCCCUUUGCAUUGCUGGGGGUUGGGUGGGAUAAUAAUAAUACUACUAAUAAUAAUUCAUUAUUUAUUAUUGUUUAUACCCUGCCCAUCUGGCUGGGUUUCCCCAGCCGCUCUGGGCAGCUCCCAACAGAAUAUUACAAACAUGAUGAAACAUCGGAUAUUAAAAGCUUCCCCAAACAGGGCUGCCUUCAGAUGUCUUCUAAAAGGCAUCUGGUGGGAGGGCGUUCCACAGGGCGGGCGCCACCACCAAGAAGGCCCUGUGCCUGGUUCCCUGUAACUUCAUUUCUCGCAGUGAGGGAACCACCAAAAGGCCCUCGGAGCUGGACCUCAGUGUCCGGGCUGGACGAUGGGGGUGGAGGUGCUCCUUCAGGUCUACUGGGCCUUUGAGGCCGUUUGGGGCUUUCAAGGUCAGCACCAACACUUUGAAUUGUGCUUGGAAACGUCCUGGGAGCCAAUGGAGGUCUUUCAAGACCGGUGUUAUAUGGUCUCCCAGUCCCAGUCUAGCUGCCGCAUUCUGGAUUAAUUGCAGUUUCCAGGUCACCUUCAAAGGUAGUCCAAGCGGGAGAUAACCAGAGCAUGCGCCACUCUGGCGAGACAGUCUGCGGGCAGGGAGGGUCUCAUCCUGCGUACCAGAAGGAGCUGACAGACAGCUGCCCUGGACACAGAACUGACCUGUGCCUCCAUGGACAGCGGUGAGUCCAGAAUGACUCCCAGGCUGCGCACCUGGUCCUUCAGGGGCACAGUUGCCCCAUUCAGGACCAGGGAGUCCCCCACACCUGCCCGCCUCCUGUCCCCCCAAAACAGUACUUCUGUCUUGUCAGGAUUCAACCUGUUAGCUGCCAUCCAUCCUCCAACCACCUCCAGACACUCACGCAGGACCUUUGGAGGGCCCAUGUGACCCUACAGUUCGAUUAUUCUGUUUUGGGGAGCACUGUAGUUGAAGCUGGAGCUCCCCACACAAUUUUGGGGGCUUUUCGGUGGAGGAAAGGCAAGUGAGAGGCGGAAUGAAGGGACCUUAUAAUAUAUGGGAUAGUUUUUUUUUUCUUUCACAAUAUGAGAAAUGGUGGGCAUUCAAUGAAGCGGAAUGUUGGAAGUUUCCGUCGUUCACGCAGCUCAAAGUUAAACUGUGGAACUCCCUGCCACCAGAUGCAAUGAUGGCUACAAAUCUAUAAUAUUAUUACUGUUACUAUGAUUAUUACGUAUUUAUUUAAAUCUUGCUUUCUCCCCCUGACAGGGUCUCAAGGCAGCUUACAGAUAAGAACAGCCAGUGCUAUUUUCCUUAAAAAAUGUUUAGGGGGGUGCUCUCAUUUUGCUACUGCCCCUCGAUGAGGCCAAAUUCAGAUUCACAAAAUGUUUAGGGGUAUGCGUCCCCCCAGGAAAAAAAGCACUGAGAAUAGCUAAAAAAACAUAGCAGGCAGCAGUCCUUUGAAAACAACGAAACGUUGAUAGAAUGAAAACAAGAUGUACAGAUAGGAUAACUAUUAAAUCCAUAAAGAUAAUUACAAUAAGAAACCACACCAGCUCUUUCCUUAAAAGCAGCCGCUUCCCCAAAUCCAGUUGGGAUGAGAAACCUGUAUGGCUUUAAAAUAAUAAUAAUAUUUUAUUUAUACCCACCCAUCUGGCUGAGUUUCCCCAGCCACUCUGGGCGGCUCCCAAUCAAGUGUUUAAAACAAUACAGCAAUAAUAUUUGAAAACUUCCCUAAACAGAGCUGCCUUCAGAUGUCUUUUAAAUAAUAAUAAGAAGAAGAGGGUUGGGUAAAAUUCAUGGAGGAGUGAGAGGGCGAUCGAUGGCUAAUAGCCCAGGAUGGCUACGCCCUGCCUCCAAAUCCCAUUUUCUGGAAGCUGCAGGAGGGGAGAGAGGGAUCCUGAGUUCGAAUUCUGGAGAUUUACCCAUCAUGGGCGUCUAGUUGGCCACUGUGAGAACAUUGGACGUUCGUAACUCACCUGCUUUGUGGCUUCCUCCUGACCACAGCCGAGUUGACCGCACCGCAGGCCCACCUGACGCUGGGACCCUUCUUUGUUUUCGACUCCCCGGAGAACUCUGCAAACUUCCCCGCAGACCCGGCCAGCGCUCAGAAGACGGCAGUGGAAGGUAAAUGGGAUGCACAAAACAGAUCUUCUCCUUUUCUAGUUUCUCUUCCUCACUUUCCAAGAAAGUGAACUGUAAGAUGCUUCCUCGGUAGUUUUUUUAGGGUUUGGUUUCCACCCUCGGCCAUUUCCCUGGAAAUGCCUUUUUCUGCUGACUUUAAAAUCUGAGUUUGCUUCGGCCAAAACUGCUUUUGGAGCAUUUUAACGAAAAAAUUACGGUGUGUAAAAAGCAGGAAGUUUGUGUCGCUGCCUCGUAAGACUGGAACGCACGGGGGUCAUCCAAGAGAGCAGAAUUCGGGUUUUCAGGACAAAAAGAGACGCAGCACAUAAUUUGACCCCCGGAACUCACCGCCACAAGAUUAGUGACGGAUGGUUUUUUUUCAGGCAAGGAGGGUGAGGUUUGGAUGGCUGCUCGUUGCAUAGCUGUCAAGUGUCCCUUAUUCGGCGGGACAGUCCCUUAUCCCAGCGCCGUGUCCCGCUGCUGUCCCUUAUUGAUGAUGUCCCUUAAGUUUCCCGGGUUUCAAAGGAAGCAGCUCCUCUCCCUCCCUCCCUGCCGGCCAGGGAGGAGGGAGGCUCCAACUGUGUUGCUUGGCUGCGUUGCUCACCCAAUAAGGAGUCUGAGAACGACUGGGGGGUGGAGCUUGCAUGCCUUGUGCCAAUCAAAUCGGCCGCCUUGCCUGGGGACUCGCCUUUGCUCAGCGCUUCCCAGCGGAGAGGGGACGGUGGUUUUCCUUGCUGCAUCCCCUUUGCCGGGUUGCUGCGCUGUGGGAACCACCGCUUGAGGCUUCGUUUGGCUGCUGGCUGGGCUUUCUGCCUUUGGCUCGGAGGGGCUCAGAAGUUGAACACACCUGUGCUCUGAAAAUCCCUUAUUUUGGCUGCUGAUCCCUUAUUUUCGAGGCUGCUGGUCCCUUAUUUUCAAAUCUGUAAGUUGACAGCUAUGGCUGGUUGUGAAGGGUGUGUUUUGCUUCCAUUAUCGGAGGUGGCGUGCCCUCUGAGGAUAGGGUUUUUGGGAAUUUCGAGCGAGGAGAGGGGUGUUGCAAACUGGGACCCAUUUGCAGAAUUCCUUUGGGGGCGCCUAGGUAGCCCCAUGCGAAGGGCAGGAUCCUGGACCAGCCGAAUGGCGCAGCGGUUCUCAUCAAAAAUAUCCAGACCACCUUUUUGUUCUUUCAGUGUGUGGCUAGAUCAGGGGGAAAUCGAGAAACAAAUGUCCAGAAAACUGGAAUAACUGGUUAGCUUAGUUAGAUUGCAAUGUGGGCCCCAGGUGGGUCUCUAUAGGGAAGGCGUUCAAUAGAGAGGCUGUUGCCAUAGCAAAAAAAGAAAAAUAUAUAUUUUCUCUGCCCUACCUCUGAAGGAGGGGCACUGUGAUAACUUGUACAGUGGUACCUUGGUUCUCAAACAACUUGGAACCCAAACACUGUGUUAUGCACUAAGUUGAAUAGGAUCCAGAAUGCAGCAGUCUGAUUGGUCCUAGAACAAUAGGAUCCAGAAUGCAGCGGUCUGAUUGGUCCUAGAACAAUAGGAUUCAGAAUGCAGCGGUCUGAUUGGUCCUAGAACAAUAGGAUCCAGAAUGCAGCGGUCUGAUUGGUCCUAGAACAAUAGGAUCCAGAAUGCAGCGGUCUGAUUGGUCCUAGAACAAUAGGAUCCAGAAUGCAGCGGUCUGAUUGGUCCUAGAACAAUAGGAUCCAGAAUGCAGCGGUCUGAUUGGUCCACAGGAGCCACCCAAUCCAGCUCCAGGUGGAUGUGAAUCCGCAACCCUAUUGGCCUACAGGAGAAUCCCAGAAUUAGCCAAUCACAUGGGGCCCAUUGUGUAAAUAAUGUAUAGAAAGCAGACAUUCUGGAGGAACUUCCAUUCCUCCUCUGCACUAUGAGCUGAAUAAAGAGCAUGAAAUCCACUCUCGACUCUGAGUAUAUUUCACACUGCAAACCUGGAAGUAAGCGUUCCGGUUUGCGAAUGUUUUUCGGAAGCCGAACAUGCUACAUUUUGAGUGUAACGCUUCCGAUUUGAGUGCCAAACUUGCAUUUUGAGUCUUACACUGAGGUCUGUCUGUUUUUGCUAUUUAUUUUGUGUUUUUGCGGCUUUUUUUGUUCCGUUUUUGGGACUGUGUGGAACCCAGUUCAGCUACUGACUGAUAGAUUGUGUGACUGCAGUACAUUGUUUAUUGCUUUCAUUUUAUAGAUCAAUGGUCUCGUUGGAUAGUAAAAUUCAUGUUAAAUGGCUGUUUCAGGGGUUGUUUUUUAAAGUCUGGAACGGAUUAAUCCGUUUUGCGUUACUGUUUUGCGGUAACCUUUAAAGCCCUUUGUGGCUUAGGGCCCUCGUAUUUACAGGACCGCCUCUCCUGGUCUGCCCCGCAGAGGACCUUAAGGUCCAUGAACAACCAUAGUUUAAAGGUUCCAGGCCCUAAGGAAGUCAGACUAUCCUCCACCAGGGCCAGGGCCUUCUCAGUGGUGGCUCCGACCUGGUGGAAUGCUCUGUCCCAUGAGACCAGGGUCCUGCAGGCUUUAACUUCCUUCCACAGGGCCUGUAAGCCAGAGCUAUUCCGCCUGGCCUUUAAUCUGAAUUCAGCCUGAUCUUUUAUUUCCCUUCUUUUCUCUCCCCCUCCCCUUUUUAUGAAGAUUACCUGCUCUGAGACCCCACAGCUAAUUCUCCUCGCUGGCCCAAGUAGCACUAAUUUAGCCAGCUAGCCCUGGUGAUCAUCUAAUGUUUACUCGAUGGAUUUUCCCCUAAAUUGAUUUUUUAAUUUAUUGUUAUUCACGCUUUUAUACUGUAUUUUAUGCCUUUUUUGUUGUUGUAUCACAAUUAAGUGUUUUAAAUUUGUUAGCCGCCCUGAGCCCGGUUUUCUGAACCAGGAAGGGCGGGGUAUAAAUAAAAAAUUAUUAUUAUUACUUUCUAUGGGAAAGCGCGCCUUGGUUUUGGAACAUGCUUUGGUUUUGGAACGGACUUCCGGAACGGAUUAAGUUUGAGAACCAAGGUACCACUGUAUAUGUCAACUCAAUCCGUAGAGCACAAGAAUCUUCGGGUUGUGUGUUCGAAUCCCACUCUGGGUAGAAAGAUUCCUGUACGGCAGAAGGUCAGACAAUGACUCUCAAUAUUCCUUCCACCUCUACAAUUAUGUGAUUCUGGGAAAGGGAAGGCUUUAUAUUUUGAAGGCAAUGGGAAAAUAAAACCCAGCACUAUCUGAUCCGGCGCAGUAGGGCUUCCAAUUUUCAUCCUGCUCCCAGGAAAUUGCAGAAGAUGCAAUUAUCUCUAAGGGUAAUUUGGGAAGCCUCAGAGCUCCCCCUAGUGUUGCGGAGCUGGUACUGCCAGAAGCAGGAUUUAAAUGGUGUUUCCGAAUAUCGCUAGGGAGGGGCAGAGAGGUUCAGUUCAGGUCACCCUGGAAGACGAACGGACUCAAUUUGCACGAUCCGAAACAAGGCAAGGGCCGAAACGCAGCCCCCUCUGAAAUAAUAAUAAUAAUAAUAAUAAUAAUAAUUUAAUUUAUACCCCACCCUCCCCGGCCACAGCCGGGCUCAAGGCAGCUAAAACUGGUAAAACUACAAUAAAAACAUAAGGGGGGGCAAUUUAAAAUACAGUUUAAAUUCAAUUUAAGAUGCAGCCUCAUUUUAAAAGUAGCCCAUAGAUCAAAACCAUAAGAGGAGGGAGACUUAAGGGUCAGACUGAGUCCAAACCAAAGGCCAGGCGGAACAGCUCUGUCUUGCAGGCCCUGCGGAAAGAUGUCAAGUCCCGCAGGACCCUAGUGAUGAUAAUAAUAAUAAUAAUAAUAAUAAUAAUUUAUUAUUUAUUAUUUAUACCCCACCUAUCUGGCUGGGCUUCCCCAGCCACUCUGGGUGGCUUUCAGCAAAAUAUUAAAAUGUUAGUCUCUUGGGACAGAGCGUUCCACCAAGUCGGGGCCAGUGCUGAAAAGGCCCUGGCCCUAGUUGAGACCAAUCUAACCACCUUGUGACUUGGGACCUCCAAGGUAUUGUCAUUUGUGGACCUCUCCGCGGGGCGUAUCAGGAGAGGCGGUCCACACCCCUCUGAAUUAUGGCAAUGUGCUUCUCCAGCCUGAGUAGCGGGUACAAAGGAAAUGCAUAUGCUGGGGUAAAUCGUGCAUAAAAAUGUGUAUGUUGGAGAGGGAAUUGGAAGGGUCCUGCGGGUCAUCUAGUCCAACCCCCUGCAAUGCAGGAAACUUGCCCAAUGUGGGGCUCGAACCCACAACCUUGAGAUUCAGUGUCUCAUGCUCUUCAAACUGUGCUGUCUUAUGUUAGCUAUAUUAGUUAUAUUAUUAUUAUUAUUAUUUAUUAUUAUUAUCAGUGCUUUUUCCUGGGGUACACAGGGGUAGGCACACCCCUAAACAUUUUGCGAAUCUUUGUACAGUGGUACCUCAGGUUACAGACGCUUCAGGUUAUAUAUGUUUCAGGUUACAGACUCCGCUAACCCAGAAAUAGUACCUCGGGUUAAGAACUUUGCUUCAGGAUGAGAACAGAAAUCGCGUGGCAGCAGUGGGAGGCCCCAUUAGCUAAAGUGGUGCUUCAGGUUAAGAACAGACCUCCAGAACGAAUUAAGUACUUAACCCGAGGUACCACUGUAGUUUUGUCCAUUUACUAUAAUUAUUCUUCCCGUUUUGAACUAUAAAAUGGUGGUUUUGAGUCGAAAUGAGAGUACCCCUAAACAUUUUAAUUUUUUAGGAAAAAAGCACUGAUUAUUAUUAUUCUAUCAAUAUAUUAUUGCUUUACGGUUGUAGGUUACCUGGUGAAGUGAUUCUGGGGGGCAACUAAUCCAUAUAAGCACAGGGUUGUAUUUUUUUUGAAGGACAGACCAGCAUAGAAAUUAAAAAACCUAAAUUAAGCAAGUCCAAUAACGUCAACAUGUCUGCACUGAGCAGGGUCUGCGCUGCGGAAAUGACCGAUAAUAAUUAUAAACGCGGCAUUUUUUUCCUCACGCGUAAAGUUAUAUUUUCAAAUGAGACUGCAUCUGGCUUUGUUGUUGUUUAGUCGCUUAGUGGUGUCCGCCUCUUCGUGACCCCCUGGACCAGAGCACGCCUGGCACUCCUGUCUUCCACUGCCUCCCACAGUUUGGUCAAACUCAUGCUGGUCGCUUCAAGAACACUGUCCCACCAUCUCGUCCUCCGUCAUCCCCUUCUCCUUGUGCCCUUCAUCUUUCCCAACAUCAGGGUCUUUUCCAGGGAGUCUUCUCUUCUCAGGAGGUGGCCAAAGUCUUGGAGCCUCAGCUUCAGGAUCUGUCCUUCCAGUGAGCACUCAGGGCUGAUUUCCUUCAGAAUGGAGGGGUUUGAUCUUCUUGCAGUCCAUGGGACUCUCAAGAGUCUCCUCCAGCACCAGAAUUCAAAAGCAUCCAUUCUUUGGCGAUCAGCCUUCUUUAUGGUCCAGCUCUCACUUCCAUGCAUCACUACUGGGAAAACCAGAGCUUUAACUAUACGGACCUUUGUCGGCAAGGUGAUGUCUCUGCUUUUUAAGAUGCUGUCUAGGUUUGUCAUUGCUUUUCUCCCAAGAAGCAGGCGUCUUUUAAUUUUGUGACUGCUGUCACCAUCUGCAGUGAUCAUGGAGCCCAAGAAAGUAAAAUCUCUCACUGCCUCCAUUUCUUCCCCUUCUGUUUGCCAAGAGGUGAUGGGCCCAGUGUGCCACUGUCAGAUCAAGCUUGUAUUGCUAGCUUUCUUUGCAAGCCUCUGCUUUCCAUCUCUUCCCCCACCGACAGAUGGAUGGAUAACUUGCUCACCCUGGUCUAAGGGGUCAGGCCGCUGCUGGCUGCCUCCGUGACAGAUCGCGUGCACUCUCUGAGAAGUCGGCGCAUCGCAGCUGACAGCUCCACACCCUGGGAUUUGCCCCCGUUUAUUUACAUUUGCAAAAAGACUUUUUAUUGCAGUUCUGCGCAGAGGAGGAAGUUGCCGCAAAAUCAUAGUCUCUCUCCCUCUGCCCUGUGAUGCAACAUACCGUAUAUUUCGCUCUAUAAGAUGCACCAGACCACAAGACACGCCUAGUUUUUGGAGGAGGAAAACAAGGGAAAAAAAUAUUCUGAAUCUCAGAAGCCAGAACAGCAAGAGGAAUCGCUGCGCAGUGAAAGCAGCAAUCCCUCUUGCUGUUCUGGCUUCUGGGAUAGCUGCGCAGCCUGCAUUCGCUCCGUAAGACGCACACACAUUUCCCCUUACUUUUUAGGAGGGGAAAAGUGAGUCUUAUAGAGCAAAAAAUACGGUAAUUUCAGAGAAUCCCGGCAACUGGGGAAAAACAGACUCUGAAGCAAAGAGUGGACACAAAAGGCUCCUUAGAAUUACAGUGCUUCCUUGGUUCUCAAAUGCCUUGGUUCUCAAACAACUUGGAACCCAAACACUGCAAACCCGGAAGGAAGCGUUCCGGUUUGUGAACUUUUUUCAGAAGUCGAACGUGCUCCGUUUUGAGUACCACACAUCUGUUUUGAGAGAGAUAAAACUUUAUUCGCAUUAGCCAAUGUCCAUAGCAACAAUAAAACAUUACAGUAUUCGCAGAAAAGGAAAUUUGCUAUAAAAGCACAAUUUAAAGUCCUGAAUCAGCAGUCCUUAUUCUGAUCGCCCCUGCUAUGAACCUAGCAACCUUUGCUGUUAUCUGCUCAUUCUGAUCUGAUAGAAGGAAAGGCCAUUGUGGCAGUGGCUGAGCGCCCUGGGAUGGAUAGUACGAGUGGGGUGAUGAUCUCGUUCCUCGGGGUUUUUUAUUAGAGAGUGCAAGACCGGAGGACGUGUGCCGCUGUUUCGGUCCUACCGUCUCCACAGGGGCAAAGGCGUUUCUCAGGCGGGAUCUUUUGGAAUCGACCCCCAAGUACCGCAGAUGCCGAAACAGCCACGAUUUUGUUUUUCAUGGUUUUUACUGAUAAUUUUAUCGCUUUGUCCUUUUGGCAAACCGCAUUGACUUUGAAGUUCAGUGGUCCCUUGGUUCUCAAACGCCUUGGUACUCAAACAACUUGGAACCCAAACAGUGCAAGCCCGGAAGUAAGUGUUCCGGUUUGCGAACUUUUUUCGGAAGCCAAAACCUCACCUGGAGUACUGUGUCCAGUUCUGGGCACCACAGUUCAAGAAGGACACUGACAAACUGGAACGUGUCCAGAGGAGGGCAACCAAAAUGGUCAAAGGCCUGGAAACGAUGCCUUAUGAGGAACGGCUAAGGGAGCUGGGCAUGUUUAGCCUGGAGAAGAGGAGGCUAAGGGGUGAUAUGAUAGCCUCAAAGGAUCAAAGGAUGUCACAUAGAGGAGGGAGAAAGGUUGUUUUCUGCUGCUCCAGAGAAGCGGACACGGAGCAAUGGCUCCAAACUACAAGAAAGAAGAUUCCACCUAAACAUUAGGAAGAACUUCCUGACAGUAAGAGCUGUUCGACAGUGGAAUUUGCUGCCAAGGAGUGUGGUGGAGUCUCCUUCUUUGGAGGUCUUUAAGCAGAGGCUUGACAACCAUAUGUCAGGAGUGCUCUGAUGGUGUUUCCUGCUUGGCAGGGGUUGGACCUCGAUGGCCCUUGUGGUCUCUUCCAACUCUUCUAUGAUUCUAUGAUUCUAUGUGCUCCUUUUUGAGUGUUACGCUUCCGAUGUGAGUGUUACGCUGAGAUCUGUCUGUUUUUGCUAUUUAUUUUGCGUUGUUCUUGCGGCUCUUUUGUGUUUGUGACUGUGGAACCCAGUUCAGCUACUGAUUGAUUGAUUGAUUGAUUGAUUGUGUGACUGCAGUACAUUCAGGGGUCAGCAAAAAACAAAGUGAAUAUUUCAGAGAAAUUUGCAGGGAAACGCUGGUGUUUUGUCCUUUAAAUUACAAACCUUUCUGAUGGACCAGGUUAGCGCCUGAAUGAAACUCCUUCCUUGCAUUGUAUUUAAAGUUUUACUGUUCUUGCCACUUUCAAAUCUGUUUCCUUCAAUCACAUUUGUGGUAUUUAUGAUUCUGAGUUGCCACAAGACAGCCUAUUAUUGGUAACAGCUAUUGAUUUUCUUACAAAUUAAGUGAAGGUUUGUCCGUGUGUGGCAAGUAGUAAUACAUAAAUACUUCAUGCUCUGAAUCUGCUUCAACCGUAUGUGAGUAAGGGUGUGUAAGAAUAAUUUCCGUGCAAUAUUCCUUGCUGGGUUUUAUUGUGUUGCAAUAUUGUCUGUCUUAGUGGUUUCUGCAAACUGUUACUCUGAAUAAUACUUUUUUUAUCGGGCAUGGAAAGGGGAAUUGCGGGUGAGUUUAUGGAACCAAGAGGGCGGUGGCCAAAAAAAGGUUUGGGAAUAAUAGUUCAUAAAAUUAUGCCUUGCAUGGAGAAAGUAGAUACAGAAAAGUUUAUCUCUCUCCCUCAUAGCAUGAGAACUUGGGGACAUGCAAUGAAGGCUGAACGUUGCCAGAUUCAGGACAAUGAAAGUCCCCUCUGCUCAUAGCUAGACUGUGGAACUCCCCCCCACAGGAGGCAGUGAUAAUUGCUGACUUGUUUAGUCGUUUAGUGGUGUCCGCCUCUUUGUGACCCCCUGGACCAGAGCACGCCAGGCACUCCUGUCUUCCACUGCCUCCUGCAGUUUGGUCAAACUCAUGUCCGGUGGCUUCGAGAACACUGUCCCACCAUCUCGUCCUCUGUCGUCCCCUGCUCCUUGUGCCCUCCAUCUGUCCCAACAUCAGGGUCUUUUCCAGGGAGUCUUCUCUUCUCAGGAGGUGGCCAAAGUCUUGGAGCCUCAGUUUCAGGAUCUGUCCUUCCAGUGAGCACUCAGGGCUGAUUUCCUUCCAAAUGGAUCGGUUGGAUCUUCUUGCAGUCCAUGGGACUCUCAAGAGUCUCCUCCAGCACCAAUUUCUGACAUAGAUGCCUUUAAACAUAGGGCCUUCUCGGUGGUGGCGCCCGCUCUGUGGAACACCCUCCCACCAGAUGUCAACGGGAACAACAACUACCAGACUUUUAGAAGACAUCUGAAGGCAGCCCUCUUUAGGGAAGCUUUUAAUGUUUGAUGGAUUAGUGUAUUUUAAUAUUUUGUUGGAAGCUGCCCAGAGUGGCUGUGGAAACCCAGCCAGAUGGGCAGGGUAUAAAUCAUAAAUUAUUGUUGUUGUUGUUAUUUAUUAUUAUUAAAAGAGGAUGAGGCUAAUUCAUGGACAAGAGGGCUAUCGAUGGCUCCUAGCCACAGUGGCUUGGCUCUGCCUCCACGUUCAGAGACAGUCAUUCUUCUGAAAAUCACAGGAGGAGAGAGGGGUCUUGGGUUCAGGUCCUGCUCAACUGGGCCAUCCGGUUGGCCACUGUGAGUGCAGGAUGCUGGAUGAGACUUGUUAACCUUUAAGCAAAAGGCCCCAAAAAAAGUUGGGCCCCUGGCCUGAUCCUGCAGAUCUCUUUUUUAAAAGUUUUUACGAGCCGCUGCUCUAGACAAAACACAUCUCCUUUUUCUGUUUCUUGGCAGAGUUCAUGCCAGCGAUGGAAUCCCAGGUGGAUGUAAUGAGAACCCCUGUGCCCUUCAAAGACCCGGGAAGGUCUGCCAACAUCUCAGAAGAGCAGGAGGAUAAUCCUGAGCUGCCGUUGGAUGGUACGUGCCGGGCGAUGGUGUUGAUAGCACAAGCUGUGAAAAAACACAUUGCCUUGAGAAGGAAGAGCAAUUCGAUUUAGAAGCUAGACUGCUGGGUUUUAUUUAACUCCCUAAAGCGGUAUACGGAAAUAGCAUUAAAAAGAACGAGGCAGCGUUGCAGAAACAGGAAUGAUGAAAGAGCUUGGCCCAAACUUUGUGGAUCGGGGGGAAAGUCUAGGUCAGUGGUUCCCAAAUUCAUGGCGGACGGGGCUCUGGGGGGCUAUACUCUGGCUCAGUGGCAUAGCAUGGUUUGCCAGUGCCCGGGACACAAAUAAUAAUAAUAAAUUUUAUUUAUAUCCCGCCCUCCCCAGCUGAAGCCGGGCCAUGGCGGCUAACAACAAUAAAAUAAUGCAACAUUCUGAAAUCAUUUCAUUAUAAAGUUAAUUCAAAUCAAAUUGAUGGCAACCAUUGGGCUAGAGUUCUGUGAGGACUGCAGAUAGGAGGAGGUCAGGCUGUGCCUUGGCCAAAGGCCUGGUGGAACAGCUCUGUCUUGCAGGCUCUGCAGAAAGAUGUCAAGUCCCGCAGGGCCCUAGUCUUUUGUGACAGAGCGUUCCACCAGAUUGGGGCCACAGCCGAAAAAGCCCUGGCUCUGGUUGAGGCCAGCCUAACCUCCCUGUGGCCCGGGACCUCCAAGGUGUUAUUAUUUGCAGACCGUAAGGUCCUCUAUGGGACAUACCAGGAGAGGCGGUCCCGUAGGUACGAGGGUCCUAGGCUGUAUAGGGCUUUAAAGGUCAAAACCAGCACCUUAAACCUGAUCCUGUACUCCACAGGGAGCCAGUGCAGCUGGUAUAGCACCGGGUGAAUGUGAUCCUGCGGCGAGGACCCCGUAAGGAGUCACGCCGCGGCAUUCUGCACCCGCUGGAGUUUCUGGGUCAGUCUCAAGGGCAGCCCCACGUAGAGUGAGUUACAAUAAUCCAGUCUGGAGGUGACCGUCGCGUGGAUCACAGUGGCGAGAUCAGGGCGAGAGAGGUGAGGAGCCACCUGCUUAGCUUGGCGGAGAUGGAAAAAUUCCGCCUUUGUUGUAGCUGCAAUCUGGGCCUCCAAAGGGGAAUGGAGCCAGUGGCAACCCGCAAAAGUGACCCCCACAAGCGGGGCUGCCUGCCCACACAUGUGGGGAGCCCAGCUGGCUGAUUUGGAGGGUGAAUCCCCCCCAAAACCUGUGGAGAGGAGCACUGGGCUGGGCUACGCUAGGUCACCCAUUCACCAUCCAGGGAGCAUGCAGAGUGAGCGAGUGCCGGCCGGGCAGCCAUGCAACGAGGGGGCCAGGGAUGUGGCGGUGAGGCCAGGUAAGUCUCCUGGGUCCACAGACCCCUUUUGGCAGGACGGAGCCUGCCAAGAUUCGCCUGUUGGGAUGGGGAUCGCUGUCUGCUUGGCACCCCUCAGAAUUCUGCUCGGCACCCCUCAGAAUUCUGCUCCGGGCCAUGCCCAACCCCUCCCCAAAUGCUGUUCCUCCACAGUUGGAGGCAGCAAAAUAUCCAAAGACCGGUUAUUGGAAACAACCGUUUUGAACAGCUGGCCCGACAAACCAACCUUAGCUGUUCAAACCUGGGCGGAUAUGGGGGACUCCCUGGUCCUGAAUGGGGUAACUGUGCCCCUGAAGGACCAGGUGCGCAGCCUGGGAGUCAUUCUGGACUCACCGCUGUCCAUGGAGGCGCAGGUCAGCUCUGUGUCCAGGGCGGCUGUUCACCAGCUCCAUCUGGUACGCAGGAUGAGACCCUCCCUGCCCACAGACUGUCUCACCAGAGUGGCGCAUGCUCUGGUUAUCUCCCGCUUGGACUACUGCCAUGCGCUCUACGUGGGGCUACCUUGGAAGGUGACCCGGAAACUACAACUAAUCCAGAAUGUGGCAGCUAGACUGGGGACUGGGAGACCACAUAAUACUGGUCCUGGAAGACCUCCACUGACUCCCAGGACGUUUCCGAGCACAAUUCAAAGUGUUGGUGCUGACCUUGAAAGCCCUAAACGGCCUCAAAGGCCCAGUAGACCUGAAGGAGCAUCUCCAUCCCCAUCAUUCAGCCCGGACACUGAGGUCCAGCUCCGAGGGCCUUCUGGCGGUUCUCUCCCUGCGAGAAGUGAGGUUACCGGGAACCAGGCACAGGGCCUUCUUGGUGGUGGCGCCCGCCCUGUGGGAACACCCUCCCUUCAGAUGUCAAGGAAAUAAACAACUAUCUGACUUUUAGAAGACAUCUGAAGGCAGCCCUGUUUAGGGAAGCUUUUAAUGUUUAAUAGACUAUUGUAUUUUAAUAUUCUGUUGGAAGCCGCCCAGAGUGGCUGGGGUAACCCAGCCAGAUAGACGUGGUAUAAAUAAUAAAUUAUUAUUAUUAUUAUUAUUAUUAUUAUUAUUCAUGAUACUUGGCCAACUUUCCUUGAGCAGAUCCAGGGUGGCAGCCAAUGCUUUCUAAUUCUUUGCAGUGUACCUGAGGAGAGGCCCCAUCUUCAUCAGUGAGGCGGAAGAGGGAUCUGGGUUUCCGGACUUAAUAGAAGCGGCAAGGCCAGGUACGGACUUUCCCCAGAAUUGCCUUUAUUGAUACGUGCUUGUAUGUAGCGUUUGAGAGCAGGAGAAGGUCGUGCCUAUCUCCUGGGUGGCAAGAUGCAAAAGCUCUGCUCCACUUGAUCGAGUUCUGCAGAGCGUAGGAUUGUAGGUUUGGGAGGGACCCAGAGGUCAUCCAGUCCAACCCGCUGCGAUGCAGGAAUCUCAGCUAAAGCAUCCAUGACUGAUGGCUAUCCAGCCUCUGCUUAAAAACCUCCAAGGAAGGAGAGACCAUCACCUCCCAAGGGAGCCAGUUCCACUGUUGAACAACUCUUAAUUCUCUGCUCUUUUCAACUGGAUGGGGUGUUACAUUCCAAAGGCAGGGGAGAGAUUCCCAGUUAUCAAGGAACACUCAGGUGGGUUGGAGAACCAAAGUAUCCCUGGCCAUCCAAGCUCUGCUUAAAGUAAGGUUACCAGAUUUUUUUCCAAAGAAUCCGGGGACACUUUUUUUUAAUAAGAGAAAAAAGUAAUUAAAAAAAAGUUACUUAAACAAGAAGGGACGUGGGUGGUGCUGUGGGUUAAACCACAGAGCCUAGGACUUGCUGAUCAGAAGGUUGCUGGUUCGAAUCCCCGCAAUGACGGGGUGAGCUCCCGUUGCUCGGUCCCUGCUCCUGCCAACCUAGCAGUUCGAAAGCACGUCCAAGUGCAAGUAGAUAAAUAGGUACCGCUCCGGCGGGAAGGUAAACGGCGUUUCCGUGCGCUGCUCUGGUUCGCCAGAAGCGUCUUAGUCCUGAUGGCCACAUGACCCGGAAGCUGUACGCCGGCUCCCUCGGCCAGUAAAGCGAGAUGAGCGCCACAACCCCAGAGUCGGCCACGACUGGACCUAAUGGUCAGGGGUCCCUUCACCUUUACUUUACUUAAACAAGAAGUAAUAUCUUCCCUUCUGUGGUCUUCUCUGUCACGCGGCCUUCCUCUGGGCCCCGAUCUGCCCUCUUGGAGCACUAACCACCGUGGAGUAGGCUCGGAUCAGGCCUGGGCUCGGCCAUUGUCCUUGCCCUCCCGGUGCCCUCCUAUCUCAACAGUUGCGAUGGCAAUGGCAUGGGAAGUUCGAGGCUCCCCUCUUUCUUCUCCUUCCUCUUUCUCUCUCUUCCUUCUCCUCCUCUCCUCCUUCUCCCUGCAUCGGCUCUGGGUUUUUCCUGGCCCCAGAGCGCCACUGGGCAGUUGGCUGGGUGGCCGGGCGCUCUCGCUCCCAGCUCAAUUUGGGUGGUCAGCGAUUCCCCCAGUUGACACUCCAUGCGUCCCCAGUUUCCCCUUGGCAGCGGCCGUCUCAGCAGCCCAGAGGCAGCCUGGUAGCGCAGUUGGCUCUGGCUGGCGUCAGGAGCUGCUCACCGCUGUGGCGCCCGCCAUUUUGCCUUGCCGGAAGUCCCCAUAUGAUGUGUCUUGUGCCGUAGACCAAUCACGCAACAUUCAUUACCUCUGGAUCUGGGUUCGAGUUCUACCCCAGAGCUCUCUUUGUGCCUAAAGAUGGCACAGCUCCUUGAACUGACCUGCCCCUUUCUCCCCUCAGAGGCGAGGAAAGCGCUGGAACUGAAGGCUGAAGUUGUCACCAUGACCCUCGAAGGUGCCAUCUCCAGGGCGGAGAACCAUACCACUUCCAGGACUGGGGAACUCACUACCACUGCAUCGACAGCUGCUCCCAAAACAGGUGAGGCAAGGGGCUUGAGUCUGGACCUUGUAGUUUCAGAGCUUGGGAUAUUCUUCUUCUCUGGCAAUCACUCGUACCCGAGUAAGAUGGUCUUCCAUAAACAAGGUUUAAACAGUGAGUCUGUAAGUGACUGUGGAGGCCAGUUCUAGAUUCACACAUCCUUCCACAGUGGGGACAUUGGUUUCCGGGCAGGAGUUGAUCACGGUGUGGAUUUGCCAAGUGUGCCUUCCUCGUAGCACGUUUCUCCCUUGCGUCCUGAGUUCGAGUGUCUUCAAAGCCCUCAACGCCUUUGGUAAAGGCUGUUCUCCAACUGGAGCGCUCGCAGGCCAGUGUUUUUAUACUACAUUUUAGAUUUGCCUUCAGACCGUCUUUAAAUCUCUUUUGUUGACCACCAGCAUUACGCUUUCCAUUUCUAAGUUCAGAAAAGAGUAGUUGUUUUGAGAGACGAUAAUCUGGCAUCCGCACAACAUGACCAGUCCAGCGAAGUUGAUGUUGAAGAAUCACUGCUUUGACAUUGGGGAUCUUUGCUUUUGUCCAGCAGUAAAGUUGACCCCUGACCAUUAGGUCCAGUGGUGGCCGACUCUGGGGUUGCGGUGCUCAUCUCGCUUUAUUGGCCGAGGGAGCCGGCAUACAGCUUCCGGGUCAUGUGGCCAGCAUGACUAAGCCGCUUCUAGCGAACCAGAGCAGCGCACAGAAACGUCGUUUACCUUCCCGCUGGAGGGGUACCUAUUCAUCUACUUGCACUGGCAUGCUUUCAAACUGCUAGGUUGGCAGGAGCAGAGACCAAGCAACGGAAGCUCACCCCGUCGCGGGGAUUCGAACCGCCGACCUUUUGAUCAGCAAGUCCUAGGCUCUGGGGUUUAACCCACAGCGCCACCCGCGUCCCCAGUAGCAUUAGUUCGCCUGUCUUCCCAAGUGAACUUUGGGGUGUGCCUCACCUGGCAGCCCCAUCUACUAGUAGCGGCUAGUCUCAUAAACUGAUGUGUUAACGCUGUGGCACAGCUUCUGUCUCCAACGCGCCUCAUUCCUUGCCCCCUCUCUCGCUCCAGGGUGGAUGCCCGAUUUCCAGUUCUGUGCCAUGGUGGUGCUGAUCGUAGAAGCCACCGGUCUGCUCAUCCUCUUGGCCAUUCGCCUGUCCCCCAGACACUACGGCCGUCCAUGUGUUUCAGAGCACAACGACAUCCAACGUUUUUAA
Molecule: messenger RNA, 26347 nt
Organism: Podarcis lilfordi (Lilford's wall lizard)
Lineage: Eukaryota; Metazoa; Chordata; Lepidosauria; Squamata; Lacertidae
Source: the annotation of a GenBank genome assembly